Molecule: messenger RNA, 1500 nt
Organism: Salarias fasciatus (jewelled blenny)
Lineage: Eukaryota; Metazoa; Chordata; Actinopteri; Blenniiformes; Blenniidae
Gene: c4h17orf75
Product: chromosome 4 C17orf75 homolog
Exons: 10
Coding region: 193-1371 (392 amino acids)
Cellular component (GO): trans-Golgi network
Source: RefSeq, a predicted model, not a curated record
AUGCGCAGAAGAUCUGUAAAAUAAGGAGAAGGAGAGGGUUUCUCAUCUGAUGCAUGAUAGUUUCUGUUUGACGUCCCCUGGAAUCGAAGUGUGGGGAUUAUUUAUCCACCAUCACAGAUCGCCUGGACGAUAAAACUCUUGGCGGUCGUUUCUCCUGCAGCCAGUUUGCUCCGUGCAGCAGCAGACAGGAGCAUGUUUACCUCUCAGACCUCCUCCUUCCAGGACUCCAUCGACGUGGAGGAGAGGGAUGACUUUGACAGCGAUGAAAUUGCUGGAUACAGUCAGAAAAUCCAGCUGAACUGCUACUACACCAUCUAUCUGUAUCAGGGAACCAGAUCUGAGGCUUCUGGGGAAAAUGUGGCGUGGAACCAAAGACGAGCAGACUCCACAACAAGUCAGGAUGACUUUAGUCUGACGUUAAUCGACAGCAGCCUGCCGUCGGAGGCAGAGCCAGAGCUGCGGACCUACAUUUCCCGGAGGCUGAGCAAAGGAGCCCUGCUCGGAGGCAUGGGCAACAUUGCUACUGUAGACCUCAGUCUUCCAGAGCAGGCGGUUGGCUGCUACUGCUGCCUCCUGGAGCAGGAACGGUCCCCCGAGCAGCCGGACGCUGAUGGGAAUGGAUAUGUCAUCUGCUUUAUGGGCGGCUCUGAGAAAGGACUAAACUUGUUUAGAUUAGAGCUUGACAAAUACGUUCAAGGCCUGCACAGCAGUCUGCAAACCCCAGAGCUGCAGAACCUGGAGACGGAGGUGCGGCCCUACCUGACGCAGUGGUACGAGGAGUCUGUGAUGCACAUUUAUCGAGUGGUGCAGCUGGUCCAGAGCAACAUCAGCUUCCUCCUGCAUGCUGCCCUGAGUCACACACAUGUGGAGGUCAUCAAUUCAGACGAGAGGACAAAGGCGGAUGUGUCCAGGUUCAUCAAAGCAGCCAGUUUGCAGGGUUUGUCUCAGCAAGACACCACCGCAGCGUCGUUGUGCAAGGCCAUGUCGGAGGACACGCAGUCCGACCUGAUCAUAGACUGCUCUACCAGCCCGCCCACACUCGCCAAUACUGUGAGCAAUCGCUUCUGUGAUGACUGGAUUCAGGCGUUUCUGAACGCAGCGGAGCGAUGCAACCCCUUCCUGCUCAGACAGAUCCUGGAGAACUUUAAGUUGAAGGCCAUCCAGGACAUGAACAGCCUGAAGCGCUUCGUGCGCCAGGCGGAGAUGAGUCACUACGCCCUGUUCCGCUGCUGCCAGUUCCUGCAGGGCUGCGGAAACGGAGACGUGCUGCUGCAGAACGCCCGGGCGGAGCACAGCGACCUGCCUGAGGCCUGCAGCAUCAUCACUGUGCUGGAGGAGUUCCUCCUGGAGCAGUCUCAGGCCCAGGCCUAAUUCCACUACAGGUGGAUCAGUAAAAAAAACCAACACUAUUAUGAGCAUUGGAUUGCCUGAGAUUAAAAAAAAAAAAAAAAAAAAAAAGUAGCAGCAGUUUGAAUAAGCGAGGUGUUAAAGAAGAUAAUU